AGGCCUGCGUGUGGUGACGGAGGAAGGAAGAUGAAGCAAAAGAGGUGAGACAGACGAGGCAGAGAGAUAACAAGCUCUGAGAGUCACACGAAGAAGGCUUUCGAAGUCACAGGGGCAACCUUAAACAGGAAACGUCGACUUCCGCAAGACUUUCUCACCAAAUAUAUCGGCCGAGGAGGCGAGAGGAUUUCAGAGGAAUUUAAAGUAAUACAAGAAGACGAAUAGUAACUCUUUGCCAAAAUGAUUCCAGCUCAGGAUGGUUCCAAUACUGACAGACUGCUCGUUCCACCACAAGAGGGUCACUCGACUGGUACAGGAUCCACUCGAAGCAGACAGAGACAGGGCUCUCCUGCACGGAAGCUGGGUUUGACGAGGAAACUCAGGGACAGAAAGGAUCUUGAAGAUCCAGAAGAAAGGAAGAAAAAGCACAAAGAGAUUGAGCUGAAACCACUGUACAAGGAGCUGCUGUACACCAUCAAACACAGACUGGGCAAACCAUCCACCAACUCGGUGUACAGCACCACCCAGCUACAGGACUAUAUCAAAGAGGCGUUUGGCAUGACGGACGCGGAGCACGAGAGCUUGUCUGAAAAAGUGGACAGUGCAGUGCACCCUGUUUACUGCUUGAAGAUCACCGUCAAGGAGGCCAAAGGCAUUCUGGGAAAGGAUAUCAGUGGUUUUAGCGAUCCGUAUUGCCUGCUGAGCAUCUUACCGAAAAGUCAUGAGCCUCUGAGCAGCAAACCGCAGAAGGCGGUGGUGAAGGAUUCGGCCCAGCAAGGAGAAAUCUUCCAAACGGAUGUAAAGAAACAGACUCUCAAUCCAGUGUGGGACGAAACCUUCAAACUGGUGUUUGAAGACAUCGCAUCUGGCAAUUUCCAUCUGGAAAUGUGGGACAGAGAUGAGGAGGUGUCGCUUGCUCAGAAACUCGACGAGUUCCGGACAAACUUUCACGGGCUAAAAAGGAUGUUAAAAGAUGCCAAGAAGGAAAAAGGGCAGGACGACUUCCUGGGAAGAAUCGUCCUCAGUCUGCAGGACCUGCACUGUACAGAAGAUAAAUGGUACAUACUCCAGCCUCGGACAGAGACAUACCCUGACCGAGGGCAGUGCCACCUGCAGAUCAAAUUUAUCCACAAUCAGCGAGAUGAUAGUCUGAGUGCUGGCCGAAGUCUGUACGUGAAUUAUAGUGGCAUCUUGCAGCAGUUUGUGCAGGCUUACAUCUCCAAACAACAGGACAGCGUUCCCUGGAAAGGUGAGCUGUGUGGAGAGGCCAGCACGCUGCUAGAGUACUACGGCACUCAGAAUGAUAUCUCACCUUUCCUGCAGGACCUGGCGAAGUGGGUUGCCUACAGUAAACUGUAUCAGAGCUUGGAAGUGGAUUCUACAGUGUUAUUUCAGCAACUGACUAGCAUUGAGUACCACUGGGACCAACAGGAACUCCCUUACCAACAGAAACAAGAGCUGGGAGACUCUCUGCAUGGCUUCCUGCAGUACGGUCUGUGUUUAGUGUCCAAGUAUAGAGACAUAUUUCCACCGACGCCCAAAUGCACACCACGGUUACACACGUUGCUCAGGGUUCUGGUCCAGAUAUGCAAGACUCGAGCUUUUCAGAAGCUCAACCCAGCAAACUUUGCUUUACACGACGAGGUUAACGAUGCGGUGCUGACUGGUACUGAGGAGUGGUUCAACAUUAAAAAAGGACUACACCAACCAAUGACUAAGGAUUUGCUGGAGGCGGUUAGCGCCCUCACUCGGCUGAUUAAGGAAGUGCAGGAGGACGUUCAGCUGAGCAAAGACGUCUGGAACAAAGUGUUUGUCAGUGCUGUACAGUUAGACGUGUUUACGGUAGUGUACCAGAAACUCGACUCUCUGCUGGCCGAGGAGGUUCGAGCCAUGAUGUGUCAGUUGAAUCACAUGGAUCAGUCUUUGGCUAACAGUUUGUAUCCGGUGUAUCUGAGCUUGCAAGCCAUACACAAAGAGAAAGCUUAUCUACAGAAGAGAGAGAAGAUGCUGGAGCUGACGAGCUUCCAUGAGUUUUUCCGUGAAGCUCUGCCUUACUGGCUGAACAAAGCGUUCAGCACCACGAUGGAGCGAGUGGAGAAAGCGGUGCAGGUGGAUCAGUUACAGCCCCUGCAGUCUGGAGCAGUACCCAUAAAGCACAGCUCUUCAGCCGUGGACCUGGCAGCGUGUCUGCAGCCGAUUUGUCAGCUUUGGGAACAACUGAGUUGGCCUGACUCAGAGGAAGGCUUCAUGCUUAUGGUCAAGCUAACAGAGGAUAUGUGUAAAAUUGCGUCCAUGUACUGCCGUCUGCUGAAAUCUCGGGUGAGGGAGCUCUCAGAGAACCGUGACCAAGGCAUUGCUGUCAACAUGCUGUGUGUCGUAGUAAAUGAUCUGGAGCACCUACGGUCAGUGCUGACAAAACUACCUCAGCAGCUGAACUGGGCAGGGCUUCGGGAGCGGACACGGAACGUGAUUGGAGAAAACCAGUUUCAGAACACACUUCCCUCCCAGCUGAAGCACACACAGGCUGCACUGGACCGAGAGAUUCGUUCAGCUGUCGACACUCUCGCACGGAAGUUGCACACAGACAUCGAGGAUUACGUCCGCAGGAUGGCCACACGACACCGGCUCCCUUCUAGAUCCACAGAAGAUGCUGUGGAUCCUCUGAUGCGGUAUCUGGAGAAGGAGCUGCAGUAUAUGAAUGAAAAUCUGGUACAGGAGAACUUUAACAGUUUGCUGCUGCCGUUGUGGACAAACUCAGUGAAGAUUCUGCACCAGGUCUCUCAGCAGGAGGACAGCAACGUGGUUUACUUCCAGAGACUUCAGUUUACUUUACAGUGUCUGGAGCAGUGUUUUCAUGCUGAAGGGAACGGACUUCCUCUGGAAACACUACACACAGCUGAAUAUAAGGCUCUGAAUGAUCACCUGAUGCUCAACUCCAUGAGCUGUCAGAAGCUGAUGGAAAAGUUUUUUGAGAAGAAAGUGUGGGAGCAGAAAGUGUGUCACGGUGAGAAAUACGGAGCAGUUACACUCAUCACCUCCUACAAGCGUUCUGAGUCUAAACUGCACGUGGAGGUGCUGAAUGCAGUGAACCUCAUUCCCCUCGACUCUAACGGUUUCAGUGACCCGUUCGUUCAGUUGUCUCUGGAGCCCAGACAUAUAUUUCCACAUGUGGACGUACAUUCGACUAAGGUCAAGAACCGGGACCUGAACCCGCUGUUUGAGGAGUCAUUCGAGUUUGCUGUGUCUUUAGAGCAGUGCCAGUCAGCUGGAACGUGCCUGUUGGUGACAGUGCUGGACUAUGAUGCCCUGCGCAGCGACGACUUCGAAGGAGAGGCGUUUCUCUCUCUGAAGGCGGUGCCUGGAGUUGCAGGAGGAGGAGGCUCUGACCCCGCCCCUGCUCAGAUCCGCCUCCCUCUGAUGCACCCCAAACCAAACAGUGACUUGAACCUGAAGAUGCUCGAGGGCAGAAAGGGCGAGCGUGAAGCUCAGGCCUUCGUCAAACUGCGCAAACAGCGAGAGCGCAAAUCUCAAGAAGCAGGGCGAUGAACGAGAAAGACGAGAAACCAUCAUAUGUCACGGUUCUUCUGUAUUUAUCUGGAAAAUGUUUUAUUAUGGUGUUUUACGUGUUUAUUUUCUAGAACAUGCGUCAAAUUAUUUUAAAACUGGUUCCUGGAACGUCGCUGCCUUGUACAUUUUAAUUCUGCAUGUAAAAAAAAAAAAAGUUUAAUAAAUAUU
Molecule: messenger RNA, 3735 nt
Organism: Tachysurus vachellii
Lineage: Eukaryota; Metazoa; Chordata; Actinopteri; Siluriformes; Bagridae
Gene: unc13d
Product: unc-13 homolog D (C. elegans)
Exons: 35
Coding region: 241-3546 (1101 amino acids)
Source: RefSeq, a predicted model, not a curated record